AUUCACUUUGUGCAUGGCAGUGCAAGGUUAUAUAUAAAUAAUUAACUUUUUCCAUUUAAAUGUACAUAGUUAAUUAAAUUUGAGGUUUUAGAAGUUAUUAAAUGGUGGGGUAUAAUUUUAUUUUUGUUGACCUAAAUUUUUGUGCAAAAAGUAGUUAAUUAGUACUGAAAACCCUUGGGAGAAGGAGGUGGGGAAGAUGGGUGUGGGAGGAACAGCGGAUUUCUUCUACAAGGAGGCGCAACGCCUGGGCUACGUGGCUCGCUCUGCCUUCAAACUCCUUCAGAUACAAAGCCAACACAAGCUCAUCACCCCCGGCGCCGCCGUUCUCGACCUCGGCUGCGCCCCCGGCGCCUGGCUCCAGGUCGCUUGCCAGAGCCUGGGUCCCCUCCGCGGCGGCGGCUCCGUCCUCGGCGUCGACACCAAGAAGAUCAAGCCUCCCCCUCUCCACUGCGAUUCCAGGGUCCAAACCCUCUCCGCUGACGUCACCACGCUCCCUCGCCGCCGCCUCAGGGCUCUCUCUCCCGCCCAAAAAGGGUUUUCCGUUGUUCUUUCCGAUAUGUGUCCCUUGGUUUCCGGAAUCACCACCAAAGACGCUGCCUUGUCGUUUGAGCUCGGGAUGCGGGCCUUGGGUUUGGCUCUCGGCGACAGAAUUCACCUGGAGCCAGGUGCUGAUGAUGAUGAUGAGAGUGGCGGAGUGUUGCGAGUUGGAGGGCACCUUGUUGUCAAGCUUCUCGAGAGUGAAGAUGCUAAAGAGAUCAACCAGAUUUCUAAACCGUUCUUUAGGAAGACGUCGUGGCUCAGACCUAAAGCCACAAGGCCUUCUUCAAGAGAGAUUUAUUUGAUAUGUCAAGGUUUAAAGCCAGAGGCUAACAUUAUUAUAUAGAUUCUUUUACAACAUCACAUUCCUUGCAAGGGAGAAUGUUAGGACAUGUCCCAUUUUAUUGAUGUUAAUUAAGGUGAUUGUGAAACUCACUAGUUUUUCUAGCUAGCUUUUGAUGUUUAUUAAUCGAUGGAUCUUGACUCCUGUGAUAUUUGAGGAGGGUGGUGAGAGGUUUGUGAUUUGCCCCAUGCCAAGGAAAUUGUAUUUUUUGUUUGUUUGAA
Messenger RNA from Cajanus cajan (pigeon pea), 1101 nucleotides. RefSeq names its product FtsJ-like methyltransferase family protein. Gene Ontology annotation, molecular function: rRNA (uridine-2'-O-ribose)-methyltransferase activity. Gene Ontology annotation, biological process: RNA methylation. NCBI's taxonomy places the organism in Eukaryota, Viridiplantae, Streptophyta, Magnoliopsida, Fabales, Fabaceae. The record is from RefSeq and is a predicted model, not a curated record.